AUCUACAUAACAGCAUGGGAUUUUGCAGUCAAAAGCAUGAUGAUUUGAAGCUCAGAAGUCCAAUGCAUUGUGCAGCACAAAUAUCAACGUUAGAAGAUGACCUGAAGCUAAGCAGUGAUGAAGAUGACUGUAUUCAGCCAGCAACCCAGGGACAAGCCAUCGGACUCCAAAAUGACAGUGGUGACGUUCAGAAAUGCAGUAACACUGUCUCAGCAGUCUCCAUCAAAGGGUCAAGCAGCUCGAGUGAAACUGACACCAGCUCCGAAUCAGACUCUGAGAGUAGUUCCAGCGAAAGUGAGAGCAGCAAGCCAUCUGCAUGUACCAGCCCUGAGACUCAGCACACAACUGCAAACAAAUGGCAGCUGGAUAAGUGGUUGAACAAGGUCAAUCCAAACAAGAAUACCAUUCUCAAUCAGUCAUCAAACCUAAAUCAUGGAGGAGUAAAUCAAGGUGAACAGGGCUGUAAGAAGGUAUCUCAGGCUGAUCAGACAUGUCCAAGUCACAGAGAUGACAGGAGCCCAGUCAGAGAAGACCGGAGUGUUAAAGCACCGCGCACUGUUAUAGGAAACAGAGGUGUGAAGCUUCGACCACCGCCACCUGUUGCACGUGCUGCUACAGUUGUGGUUGCCGUUCCCACUGAAAACACAUCUGGAAGGACACCAGCAGUGUGCAGAAAGCUUACAAGGAGGAUAGAGAGGACAUCUAGUGGUGAUAAUCUGAACUGCCACAAGCUAGAUGAUCAUACUCUCAGCCAAGGAAUUCUUGGGAGUGAAAUAUCUGAACAAACGAAGUUGACUUGUUAUAGCAGAGAAUUGCAUAGAAAGGAAUCUAGAGCAACUCUGCUUGAUCACAAAAGUAGGCGAACUCAAAUUACUAGAUCUGUUCCUAAAUUCAAAAGGGAUAUUGGCCUCUCAUUGCAACUUUCUGAACACAGCACAGAAACAGAACCAGACAUACCUCCUUUUUGUAAAAAUAACUCUGCUUUUACAUCAGAAGGAAAUCACAGGAAUAAUGAGUGUGGACGUACUAAUAUAAACCAAGGUAGUCCUUAUAGCACACAACAUUUUAUUAGUAGGAGGACUACAAUUGACGUUGCCCCUGAGCUGGAAGAGCACUUUUAUACUCUAGUUCCUUUUGGGAGAAAUGAAUGCUCAACAAAGGACCACAAUGAUAUCAAGUCAUUAUGGGUUCAGAUUGAUUUAAUGCUUUUGUCAAGAAUUCCACACUGUGUUCCUCAGGUGAACCUCAAUAUGAAUAACAGCUCAGAGAAGAUACCAACUUCAUCACAAAGUAAAUGUUUACUCCAAGUGAGAGAGAACCCUUUAUUGAAAAUGCGACGGAAACGUAAGUGUGAAAGUGAAGGAUCUCAGGAGAUGAAGAAGAACCCUGUGGAAAAGGAAGAUAGUCUACAAUUUCCAGUUGAGAGUAAUUAUACAGCAAACAGCCAGAGCUUAGAACUCGACAGCUUUGAGAUGACUCUAUCAAAACCAGGGAAAUGUCUAUCUCCGUUACCUUCUCUUCCUGAUGAGCCUAAACCAAAAUGCACAAUUGAGGACAUUUCUUCUGUAAAUAAAUGUGAUAGAGAUAUCAUGUCAACCAACACUUCUUGCAAUCGACAUCAACAAGAAAAGCACUCACAUUCUCGACAGAGAUCACAACUAUCAAACAAUACAAGUUCUGUGUUGAAUAAAGACGACUCAAAUUUGAACCUUUGCUCACCUGCACAGAAUGGACAUACAGAUCCAAGGCUAACAAAGCAGUUGCAUAGCACAAGAGUUCGCAAUGCAGAUUACUUUAUGCAGGAAGCUAAGCGAAUGAAGCAUAAAGCAGAUGCCAUGGUGGACAAAUUUGAAAAAGCGCUGAACUAUACAGAAGCAGCCCUGGCUUUUAUUGAAUGUGGAAAUGCUAUGGAACAUGGACCAGUGGAAUCUAAGUCUCCCUAUACAAUGUACUCAGAGACAGUAGAACUUAUAAGAUAUGCCUUGAGGCUGAACUCACAUUUGAGUCACAGUACGACUUCUCAGGACAAGAAAAUUACAGCUCUAUGCUAUCGUUGUCUGGCUCUUCUGUACUGGAGAAUGUUUCGCCUCAAAAGGGACCAUGCAGUGAAGUAUUCUAAAGCUCUUAUUGAUUAUUUUAAGAAUUCAUCUAAAGGACCACGAGUACCAUCACCAUGGAGUGCCAAUGGAAAGACCACAGGAACUUCCUCACCAAUGUCCCCCACUCCAUCUCCAGUGAGCUCUCAAGGAAGUAUCUCCAGUUCUGGUGCCACCAGCUCUAGUUCUUCUAUUAUAAGCAUUCCCCAGCGAAUUCACCAGAUGGCAGCCAACCAUGUCAGUAUUACAAACAGUAUCCUGCACAGCUAUGACUACUGGGAAAUUGCUGAUAAUCUUGCCAAAGAAAACACAGAGUUCUUCAAUGAGCUUGAUUCAUUAGUGGGACUGAUAACACUGCAUAGUUCAAUGGAGCACUUGGUCCAAUAUACCCGACAAGGACUUUCCUGGAUACGACAUAGUUCACGUCAUGUUGUGUAGUGGAUUUUUACCACUGAACGGCUACUUUUCCAGGUAUUAAGUUUAAGAACAGCUCCACCACUUUCAGCACUACUUUGCAAUUCUGUAAAUCACUCAUCAGCAUUGGACAGAUUUUAUAUACAGUAUAUAUAUAUACAGUCAUGUGAAAAAAUUAGGA
Molecule: messenger RNA, 2691 nt
Organism: Bufo gargarizans (Asiatic toad)
Lineage: Eukaryota; Metazoa; Chordata; Amphibia; Anura; Bufonidae
Gene: AFF3
Product: AF4/FMR2 family member 3
Exons: 16
Coding region: 15-2534 (839 amino acids)
Biological process (GO): regulation of gene expression
Cellular component (GO): super elongation complex; nucleus
Source: RefSeq, a predicted model, not a curated record